UGAAAAACAAAUAACAAUAAAUAAACAAAAAUUAUUAUUUUUUAUAUUUUCAAUUGGUUCUAAUCAGAAACACUAAUCAGAAUCUCAAAAAUGGCUCCAAUAACUUUUGGAAUUUUAACUGUAAGUGAUACAUGUUCAGAAGAUUCAUCUAAAGAUAUAAGUGGUCCAGAAUUAAUACGUUUGGUAACUGAUAAAAAUACACCAACUGGAAAAAUUUUACAAGGACAUGUGAUGCUAUCAGGAAUUGUAGAGGACGAUGAAUAUAUAAUAAUGGAAGUUUUAAAAAGUUGGUCAGAUGAUUUAAAACCAAAUGUUAUUUUGACAACUGGAGGAACUGGAUUUUCCAAAAGAGAUGUUACUCCUGAAGCAACAAAACAAAUUAUUGAAAAAGAAGCACCUGGACUAUCAUUAGCUAUGCUUAAUGCAAGUUUAAAAGUAACUCCAAUGGCAAUGUUAUCUAGAGCUGUUUGUGGUAUUCGUGGUGAUACUCUUAUUAUCAACUUGCCAGGUUCAUUAAAAGCAGUUAGAGAAUGCCUAGACUCAAUUGCAAAUGUUAUUCCUCAUGCUGUUGAUUUAAUAUUAGAUAAUAAACCAAAAAUUAAAACAACACAUGAAGCUGUUCAGGGCAGUUUAUGUAAACACAAAUGUCAACAUGAUAAAGACACUUCUACACCAUUGAAUGAUGUUGUUAAUCGUCUCAGAAAAUCUCCUUAUCCAAUGAUAUCUAUGGAAAAAGUAGCUUCAAUUAUUCAAAGUUACAAUUGGUCUGGUGAUUGUGAAACUAUAAAUUUAUGGAAUUGUCAUGGAAGAAUAUUAGCUGAUGAUAUUUAUUCACUCUGUGAUUUACCACCUUUUAGAGCUUCAAUAAAAGAUGGAUAUGCUGUUAUAGCUAGUGAUGGAAAAGGAUUAAGAAAAGUUACAGGAUCAAUUGAAGCAGGACAAACGCCUCAUAAUUUAAAAGCUGGUUUUUGUAUGCGAAUAAAUACUGGAGCACCUGUUCCAGAUGAAGCUACUGCUGUUGUCCAAGUAGAAGAUACAGAACUCAUUAGCAAAAGUCAUGAUAAUACAGAAGAAAAUGAAAUUAAUAUUUUAGUUGUACCAAAAGAAGAUGAUGAUAUAAGAGCUAUUGGUAGUGACAUUAAAAAAGGAACAUGUGUUUUAAAAAAAUAUACUAAAAUAACAGCUGUUGAAUUGGGUAUAUUAGCUGCAUGUGGUUGCACAAGUGUUAAUGUAACAAAGCUACCAAAGAUUGGAGUUUUAUCAACUGGUAAUGAACUUCAACAAGCUGGUGAACCACAAAAACCUGGUCAUGUUUAUGAUAGUAAUAAAAUAACAUUAAUGAUGCUACUAAAAGAGCAUGGAUAUGAAGCUAAAGAUAUUGGAAUUGCAAUUGAUGAUGAACAUGUAAUGACAGAUCUAAUUAAUAAUGCUCUUAAUAAUGUUGAUGUUUUAAUAACAACUGGUUCUGUAUCAAUGGGAGAUCGUGAUAUGCUAAAGCCAAUAAUUGAAAAAAAAUUUAAUGGAAAAAUUCAUUUUGGUCGUGUUAAUAUGAAACCAGGAAAACCAACGACUUUUGCAACUUGUAUGUUCAAUGGACAAGUAAAAUAUUUCAUGUGUCUUCCUGGUAAUCCUGUUUCUGCUACAGUUACAUUUUAUCUUUUUGCAAUGCCACUUAUUCAUCGAUUAUCAGGAAAUUAUUCAAGUCCAAUUAUUGUAAAAGCUCGUUUGAUGAAUUCGUACAAAUUAGAUUCACGUCCAGAGUAUACUAGAGCUAUUUUAGUUUGGCAACAUGAUUCAACUGAUAAUAUUCCUGAAGCUUAUGAUACUGGCAAUCAAAUAAGCAGUAGACUUGUUAGUUGUAAAAAUGCAAAUGCUUUGUUAAUGCUUCCUGGAUGUACUGAUGAAAAAUAUAAAUUACAAAAAGGUGAUUUAGUUGAAGCUAUCCUACUGGGUUUUCAUCAACAUGUCUAAAAGAUUCACAAGAGUUUUAUCAUUGUUAUUAUCAAUUACUAUAUUUUUAUAUUAUUGAAUAAAAUAUAUUUAAAUAUUUUUAUCAACAUCACGUGUUUUUCUCUGGCCUCAAUUUUUUAAUGAAACAUGUGUUGUUCUGAUUUUCCAGCUCAUCUAUUUUUUAUAGUGUACAAGAGUCUUAAUUCCACUCAUUCUUGGAAUAAUAAUAACAAUGAUUCCAAGAUAUAAACAAUUAUCAUAUUACACGCGUUAUUUUUUUGUUGAGAGUUACACGCCAAACGGAUCCGGAUGUCAUCCAGAGACGAUAAAACUAAAAAUAACAAAAAAAAAAACUGAUAACAAGAGUCGAAAACUACCAGUCUUUUCAAUACAGUCAAUUAAAAACUGUUGAAAUAUAUUUAGCUUCAUUUUUUAUUAUUUAGUUAAACCCAUCUUUUACUUUUUUUUU
Aphidius gifuensis is the source of this 2419-nucleotide messenger RNA. RefSeq names its product gephyrin (gene cin). Gene Ontology annotation, cellular component: postsynaptic specialization; dendrite; cytosol. The coding region runs from base 91 to 1971 and encodes 626 amino acids. The record is from RefSeq and is a predicted model, not a curated record. Gene Ontology annotation, molecular function: molybdopterin molybdotransferase activity. Gene Ontology annotation, biological process: postsynaptic neurotransmitter receptor diffusion trapping; molybdenum incorporation into molybdenum-molybdopterin complex; establishment of synaptic specificity at neuromuscular junction. NCBI's taxonomy places the organism in Eukaryota, Metazoa, Arthropoda, Insecta, Hymenoptera, Braconidae. The transcript is spliced from 7 exons.